This is a messenger RNA of Cinclus cinclus, 1169 nucleotides long. It is a transcript of the gene MRPS33, whose product is annotated as mitochondrial ribosomal protein S33. Gene Ontology annotation, cellular component: mitochondrion. Bases 181 to 501 code for a protein of 106 amino acids. The record is from RefSeq and is a predicted model, not a curated record. The transcript has 3 exons. NCBI's taxonomy places the organism in Eukaryota, Metazoa, Chordata, Aves, Passeriformes, Cinclidae.
CCCGGGAGCCGCAGCCCUCGGGCACGUCCCGGCGUUCCCGUCCCGCAGGGAAGCGUGGCCUGAGGCGGCGCCGCGCUCCUCCGCGGGUUGAGCUCCGUGGCGGCCUGGUCCAACCCCUGGGCUCCUGGGAAAACCACAAGAAGGUCCAUCUGUCUGUGUGCCCCUGCUGUUCCUGGGGAGAUGUCCAACGUUUCCAGCUAUGCCCUUCGUAUGGCCCGGCUGAGUGCCCAGAUAUUUGGUGAUGUUGUAAGGCCCACUGACUCCAAAUCCAUGAAAGUGGUGAAGCUGUUCAGUGAGCAGCCCCUGGCCAAGCAGGAUGAGGUCUACAACUGGUACCCCCCUCACAACACCUACUAUGCCCUCAUGAAGAAACUCCGCUACUUUGGGCUCUACAGGGAUGAGCAUCAGGACUUCAAGGAAGAGAUGAGGCGAUUGAAAAAGCUCCGUGGGAAGGAAAAACCAAAGAAGGGGGAAGGAAAGAGGGCUCUCAAGAAGAAAUAGUGCUGUUUGAACAGUGUAAUUGGCUACCCUGGAAAUGCUGGGGAAUGGCUGGACAAGGCUUGGCAUGUGUGUGGGGCACAAGAAACACACUGUGAAAUAGUGGACUCCACCUUGGGAAUGCACUUGGGUCUUUGAAGUUUUACUGGUUUUGAAUUUCUAUGCUUCAAGUAUAGUGUAUAUUGCAGCACAGUAAUAAAAAAAGUGCUCAGUGGUUUUCUUGAAACCACCUGUAGCUCUUUCUGUUUUUCUUGGUCUGGAAAUUGUUUGACUUUGUUGUUUGUUUUACUUCCUUGUGUUAAUAUCAACACUGUUUUGCAUGUGGCCACAAAAAAACAAGGAUUCCUGCUUCUGCUUGUCUAUCUUACCUUUUAUAAUUAAUUUCAUUUCAGAUAGCUCUAGUGCUAUUUUUUCAAGUUUGUUUUUUUAAGUUGCUGUUACAUUGUUGUUCUGUGCUUUUCACUGAACCAUACUUCCCAGACUACUGCCUGCCCACAGCACUCUCAUUGUACCCUAAACUUUCAGAUACGACAGAAGAGGCUGAAAUAAUAUGUAACUAAAUGCAUAUAAUAAUGGAACUAUUAUAUGCAAUAAUGAAAUUUUAAAUAACUUUUCUACAAUUUACAAUUCCAAUUGCCUAGAAGACAUGUAUUAAACACUGCUUAAGCUGA